AAAUGGUAGUUGAGAUGUCAUAGGGUGAAAUGGGACAUGAGAGCAAGGCCGAGACUUUUGGCCUUUGGACUGACCAAUGGAUACACGCAUGGCAGUGGCAGAACUAGCGUUCCGCUAGAGUUGCAGUGUAGAUCGUACAGGGAUGAUGAUGGUGCGCAACUGCACAUGCACACUGUGUCACACAGACAGUGGGUGAUAAGAGUGAUUAGGCGAGUGUCGGCACAGGCUGAUCCAGGUCAAGGUCGUCUGAUCUGGACAACCAUCCACUGUUCGUCAUGUCUGUUCCCACGAGCCACGGCGACGUUCCCAGCAGUUCAAUCAAUGUCUCGAUGCACGGCGCUAACAGCAGCCGAACACGGUCGUCCGCUCGGGCCCCUCGUCGUACUCCAUGGAUCUGAUUGAAGCAAGCACCAGUCGACGAUCUACGUGAUUGAGAGCAGGCUAUUAAUUCAUGAGAGCUUCAGAUACCUGCCCGAGCUGAGCACAAAUGUAUUCGUUCGGAGACUAGAACACACAAGUCUUACUAGUAGAAAACGAAUCAAAUAGAGAAGGAUAUCUGAUGGAGGAGGUUUCCGCCGGCGAGGCAGCCGAGGAGAAUGGUAUCGGUAGCAGCUCGGUGGUGGAGACCGAGACACAGGACAUCAAGACGCUCCAACACGACGUGCGAGCAAAGGAGAAGUUGUCGUCGAUGGACGACGACGAGGGGUCCGGCGGCGGCACCACUAGACCGCCAGAGGAGAUGAAGGGUAGCUGUGGCAGCUGGAUAGUGGAGAUGGAGGAGCUGGGCUUUAAAGCUGACACGCCGGGGGAUACGGCAACGGCGUGCUGCCAGCAGAAACCCUCCAUCUACCGGGUGCCAGAGUGGAUCCAGGGGUUCACCAACAGAAGCGCUUACCGGCCGCGGCUGGUGUCGUUCGGCCCCUUCCACCACGGCGCGCCUGACCUGGUGCCCAUGGAGGAGCACAAGCUGCAGGCCGUCCUGCACCUCGUCAAGCGCUCCGGGAAGCCGCUCGCGGAGUUCACCGCCUCCAUCGAGGAGGUGGUGGAGGACCUGCUGGGCGCCUACGACAAGCUAGAUGUCAAAUGGCGCUGGAAAAGCAGGGGUGGCUUCGUGAAGAUGAUGGUCAUGGACGGAUGCUUCCUGCUGGAGUUUAUGCAGAGCAGCUGUGAUUACGCGCCGAACAACCCCAUCUUUUGCUACCAUGGCCUUCUGACUAUGUGUUCCGACAUCCGGUCCGACAUGGUCGUCAUGGAGAACCAGCUGCCGCUGCUUGUUCUGCAAAGGCUUGUAGCUGUUCGGGAUGACAGAGAUCCGAGCGCUGCACAGAUCAACAGUAUGGUGCUGGGUUUCCUGGACUCCAAGUACCACGAGACGAAUGCCUUCGAGAGUCUGGGCCUCUACCCGUUGGACCUGUGCCUCCACCCGUUGGACCUGUUACAUAGAAGCUUUUGUGGUCCCCCACCCUUCCAUGUGUCGGGAUCGGGAGAGUGGGAGGCUACCAUGCCGCCUGCUGCGGAGCUCAGCGAGGCAGGCAUCCAUUUCAAGGGGAGCAAGACUCACUUCAUCCAUGACAUCGACUUUGAAGACGGCGUGCUGAGCAUGCCACGAUUCGAGGCCCACGACGGCACCGAGAAGAACCUGCUCAAUCUGCUGGCGUUCGAGAAGCUCCAUCCAGGCACCGGGUACGCGGUUUUGUCCUACGUGUUCUUCAUGGACAACAUGAUCAGCACGGAAAGAGAUGUGGCGUUGCUGAGGUCGAAAGAGCUCGUCGAAAACCUGCUGAGCAGUGACAAGGAGUUGGCGAAGCUGGUCAACAGCCUUGGCAAUGGAGCGGUUCUGAACCCAUCCAGCAAAUUGAACGACGUGCAGCGUAUGGUGAAGGGCCACUGCAAGAAGCCCUGGAACAGGUGGCGAGCCAGCUUCGUGCACAAGUACCUUAGCAGCCCCUGGGUGUUCAUCUCCCUCAUGGCCGCCAUCUUCCUGCUCGCCAUUACAGUCCUGCAGACCGUGUACAGUGUCCUAUCCUUCUACACAAAGAGCUAGCAAGAAGGCAUCAUACUGGCCGGAUCAUGUUCUGUGUUGAAAAAUGCAGCAAUAAUGGAUAUUAUCACCAAGCAUGGUGGAAAUCUAAUGAUAUGUUCUACAAUAAUUAUGGUGAUGUCUUCCUUGUAUUAUAAGAGUCAGGCGAAUGAGCCUACGAUGCCAGCCCAAGUUGUUGGUCGUCUCACACGGGCUACAAUGACGCUGUGUAGGGUGAGACCGGAUUAAGGGGUUUUCUCGAUCUGCAUGAGAAGAUCUUCUCUAUGAAAAAUGCCCAGGACCAUUUUACCCCUGCAGGUCCAGUUUUUUUUAUAUAAGAGUCAGUCAAGCUAUUUCUGAACCUUGUAAUAAUGACGGAUGACCCGUAUACAUGUCAUUUGUAGA
This is a messenger RNA of Panicum hallii, 2425 nucleotides long. RefSeq names its product UPF0481 protein At3g47200-like. The transcript is spliced from 3 exons. The record is from RefSeq and is a predicted model, not a curated record. NCBI's taxonomy places the organism in Eukaryota, Viridiplantae, Streptophyta, Magnoliopsida, Poales, Poaceae. The coding region runs from base 560 to 2044 and encodes 494 amino acids.